AUGCAAUUGAGCAAGCAUUCCCUCAGACAAAAGUUUACUUGUGCCUUUUCCAUCGAAAACAGGCAUGGGGAAGAUGGUUGGAAAAAAAAAAAAAAAAAAAAAAAAAAGGAUAAUCUACGUGUACCAAAUGACAUGAAGACAUUUCUGGAUAUGUGGCAAGAAAUUUCAGAAUCACCAACAGAGAGAGAAUUUAGAGAUUGCGUAGAAGAGUUGCGAACGCAUGAGGUUUCUCGGAGAAACGAGCGUGCAUGGCCAUACUUUAAACAGCAAUGGCUAACGGUAUGUGAAAGAUGGGUGAAAGCGUAUGAGGACAAGGGCAGAUUUGCAACCAUUGACACUACAAAUGGAGUUGAAGCCAUGAACAAGGUUGUAAAACAUUUUUUCCUUAAACACAAUUCAGACAGGACUUUAACUGGGGUUACUAAGGUUAUAAUAAACCAGUUUCUUCCAAGCCUAAUUAGAAAGUACUGUCUGCAGAAUUCUGCCAUCAAAGCUUAUAACAAAGAUGUUCCACUGUUUUUGCAUAAAAAAACAAACAAGUUUUUGAAACAUGUCAUGCAGCAAUAUGCAUCAGCAAAAGUUGAGUUAACCACAAGAUCAGUGAGUAGGAGAUCGGAUGGUUCAUUUUGUGUGGAGAGUGCAAAGUCCAAAAACUGUAAUUAUGUUGUAAACUUUGAUAUACCAGAUUGCACAUGUGAAGAUUUUCGGAGAUAUAAAUACCCAUGCAAGCAUUUCUAUGCAAUCUUUAUUUUUUACCCAGAGUGGGGUUUUGAUAAAAUGCCAGAAAGUUAUAAGACUAGUCCAUUAAUCUGUCUUGAUGAAAUGUAUGGGGUGGGCUUUAGAAGUGGCUCUUCAGUAAUUUCAUAUGAAGGGAGUAGUAGUGACGAAGCUGUUGAGGAGGCAGUUGAAGCAGCUGAGGUUGAGGAGGCUGUCGAGGUUGAGGAGGCUGUCGAGGUUGAGGAGGCUGUCGAGGCAGCAAAUACAGAUGGUCUUGUUCAAACCCAGAAUAUUCCUUUGCAUCAGUUUGCAGCAAGGUGUAAACAGAUUUAUAAUCUCACAUACAACUGCAGCAACAGUGAAACAUUACAAAAAGUACAUGAAUCACUGAGCAACUGUGUGCAAGAUUUGCAAUUAGCAAAUCCUGAAGUUGGUGGUCUCCCAUUAGCAGUGCCAUCAACUUCCAAACAAUAGCGAAGAAUGAUGCCAAAAGCCUUACAAGAUCUGUCUUAAACACAUUAUAACUUUCCAUUUGAAGGGUAAGAAAUGACUGUUUAUUUGAAUUUUAGAUAGCUCUUUGUCUAUGUAAAAUACAAGUAAGCUCCAUCAUUUCUGAUCCUCAAGAUGGAAUGCUAUGAGGUCUUUAUGUUGGUCUCUGAUUUUAAACUUUGUUGCACAUUUGAAUUUCGAAGUAUCAAUAGAUAAAAUAUUAUAAAAAGGAUAGUUGCUACAUUUGUGUGUGUGUUUGUGAGUGAGUGUGUGCGCGCACGCUUUUGAAAAGGCCCUUGUUGCCCGAGAGAUAAGUCCGACAGUCUUUUUGUUGUGCCUUUCUGUGACUCAGCAUCUUCACUAUUUGGUGAGCAGCAACAACUAUCCUUUUCAUAAUAUUGUUACAUUCCAUCCUGGAUUCUUCAUUGUUCAUCAGAGAAAAGAUUUUUCUGAGGAAUUAAACUAGAUGGUAGUGUAGAACUUGCGAACUUUUUAAAAUAUGAAGAAAAAGAUUUUAACUUUAAAUUAGGUUAAUUCAAAUAUGGGACAAUGUUGAGAGUUGAAAAGGUGGAAAAAAUAAAUAAGAUAUAUCUUAGUGGCAUUGAGAUGUUGUAUGACUGAUGGAGGAAAGAUUUUGCAUUUCUUUUUCCAAGUAAGAAUGCACUUGCUCUCACUUGCUUCAAUACAUGUCUAGUGAUUCACGUGAAACAGAGAAAAAGAUAAAGACUGCCAUGUUAAUGAACAUGUGAGAUUGCCCAGUAUCACUCUGACAGAAGAGUAUAGUGUUUCCUUGAUAUGGUAUCUGGUCAGCAAUGUCAUUGGGACCAAAUGAAAGUUACUGCAGAUACUACACAGAAGCAAUUAAUGUUACUGGAAUACCAGUAAUGUUUAUUAAAUUCAGUUAUAAAGUAGUUAUGGGCAUUGCAGCUGGUGAGUAACGUCAUCGGGCACCAAAAGAAGUUCAGUUAUGAUGGAUUUCUGGCCUUCAGUCCAUGGGAAAAUUCACACCAGAUUGCAUCAAGACUGUUAUAUUCCAAGGAUAUCUUGGAAGAUUGAUAGUAUUCCUGAAGUUAAACAAUCCAUAUAGUGUUUCACGUGUGUAUCAAAUUGCCAUUUGUUGUGGCUCAUAAAUGUUUGCAACUUGAUUGUAAUUUUUGAACGGUUUCUCAACAAUCCAAGAAUUUCUUGUAACGAGAAGUAGACAUUGUUGCUUGGUUAAAGGAAAUACAAAUCACGGUCAAUACAACUACUUAAAAAUUAAAAUGUGUGACAAAGUUUGCUUACAGAACUUGGCAUAAAGAUCUCCCUUAUUUUUAUUUUUUAGAUAGCUCUUAUUGUUUGAUCCUUCAAAUGGAAUGCUAUGACCUCCAUGUGAUCUAUUCCUUAGUAGUUAAUUAUCCAUUAAGGCACAAAUAUAUGAACAUUACAAUGAGAGGGGUCUUUAUGCCAGGCCCUGUAAAAGUAAUGGCAUCUUACUUAAUAUUAUUGUUGGGAAUUUGAUGGCACAGCUGUGGGGAGACCACAAAUUUCAGGGUUUGCUAACUGCAAAUCUAGCACACAGCUGCUGAGUGAUUCAAGUACAUAAUGUUUCACUGUUGAUACAGUUGUAUGUGAGAUUAUAAACCUGUUUGAACAACACCUUCACUUCAAAUUGCUGCAAAGAAAUGGUUAAGGUAUCAGUGUGAUGCUCUAUAUGUGUUUCCUCAACUGUGUCCUCAUUGCUACUGUCUUCAUGUGAAAUUACUGCAGACACAUUUCUGAAACCAAACCUGUACAUCUCGUGAAGACAGAUUAAUGGGCUACUCCUGCAACUUUCUGGUAUUUUAUCAAAACCCCACUCUGGAUAGAAAAUAAAGAUUGCACAGAAAUGCUUGCAUAGGUAUUUAUAUAUCUCAAAAUCUUCACAUGCGCAGUUUGGUAGAGCAAAGCUGACAACAUAAUUACAGUCUUUGAACAUUGUACUCUCCAUACAAAACAUUGUCCAACUUCACAUUCACUAAUCUUGCAGUUAACUCAACUUUCCCUGGUGCAUAUCACUGCAUGACAUGUUUCACAAACUUGCUUUAAAAAUAAAUAAAUAAAUGAAAAAACAGUGGAACAUCUCUGUUAUGAUUUGAUGGCAGAAUUCUGCAGACAGUAAUUUCUAAUUAGGCUUGAAAGAAAUUUAUUUCUUAUAUCCCUAGUAGCCCCAUUCAAGGUCCCAUCUGUAUUCCAUUUUAGGAAAAAAAAAAUGUUUACAAUCUUGUUCAUGGCUUCAACUCCACUUGUAAUGUCAAUGGUGUCAAAAUUGCCCUUGUCCUCAUAAGCUUCCACUCUCUUUUCAUGUACCAAUAGCCACUGCUGUUAAACGUACAGUGAUGCAUAUUUGUUUCUCUGAGAAGCCUCACUAUCUCUUCUGUAUGAUCUGUUAAUUCUCUGUUGGUGAUUCUGAAAUUUCUUGCCACAUGCCCAGAAAUCUCUUCAUGUCAUUUGGUAUAUAUUCAGCCAUCUUCCUCAAACCUGUUUCAGACUGAAAAGGCACAAGUAAACUUUUGUCUGAGGAAAUGCUUGAUCAGUUGCGUUUAUCUCAGACUAUAAGAAAUCAGUAACCCAGUAGAUGGGAUUCCAAUCCUUGAAAAUGGCUAGUGCAUUUUCAACUUGAAUGAAAAAGAAAACCAAAUAACCCACAUUACUCUUUACGGCUAUAAAAAAAUAAAGGCACAUCAUGUGGUGUUGUUUUGUAUGUUGCAUAUAACAACUAUCCCUGUACUUCUUCAAAAGAUCUCUUUGCUAACAGCUCUGAUAGAAAAAAGUGAUGGUUUCACUCCUCCAUUGGCACCUAUACCAUGUUUGUAAUAAAUCAUGUGAUUGCUUUAUUCCUUGUGCCACUCGUCAGCAUGAUUCUGCAAUCUAGUCUCGUCAAACAAUGCUUUAUUUGUACAUUACAAGGUCCAAUAUGUGUGAAUAUAAUUUUUUUUCAGUGGGGUAAAACGUAGUAUUCAUUAGACCUGGUAUGUGUGUCCCAGUGAAAUUAUCAAUAAAUGUAUCUAGAGCCAAAUUAUUGGCUGUAUGAUGUCAUUCCAUCAUGCACCUGAAUUUGUAUUUCCUUUACAAACUAUUGUUAGCAUGUGUGUGUGCUGAUUUGCUGGAGAAGCAGAGAGAUAGUCUUUCAGCUAUCUUUGAGUCCGCCCCCGGUAGCCGAGUGGUCAGCGCAACAGACUGUCAAUCCUAAGGGCCCAGGUUUGAUUCUCAGCUGGGUCGGAGAUUUUCUCCGCUCAGCGACUGGGUGUUGUGUUGUCCUAAUCAUCAUCAUUUCAUCCCCAUCGACGCGCAAGUCGCCAAAGUGGCGUCAAAUCGGAAGACUUGCACCAGGCGAGCGGUCUACCCGACGGGAGGCCCUUGUCACACGACACCAUCAUCAGCUAUCUUUGAGACAGUUAAAGGAGGUGCUUUAGAAAUGAGUGUCCUGAUUGAUAAGAAAAACAGUUUUCAAAUUUUCUGUACAAACUGUAAACAGUUCCUCAGUUGGUGAUUGUGGAAGAGAUUGCCAUUGCUACAGUAUUGAUCCACUGUCAGGUGGUAAACCUAGGAUUUCCUUCCAGUAUGAGCCAAGUGAAGUAAAUGUGGUUGGAGAAAUGUUUUAUAUUCUUAAACUGAGUAUUUGUAACCCAUUAUGUUGGAUUGCAGUUCAUGUAUCAACACUUAAAAAUGUUUAGUUCUUCACUGAUGACACUUGAUACAAUUUCAAUUUUUUAAGGCUAUUCUGUGUAAAGUUAAAUUUUGAAUUAUCCAUUUAAGCUUAUUUUUUUCUGUGUGGCAGAUGGAUUUAUGUUCAUGUAAUAUUUUUAACAUUGAUUGUGGUAAGGUGAAUUCAUAUGUAA
Messenger RNA from Schistocerca piceifrons (Central American locust), 5066 nucleotides. RefSeq lists its product as uncharacterized. Gene Ontology annotation, molecular function: zinc ion binding. Lineage: Eukaryota; Metazoa; Arthropoda; Insecta; Orthoptera; Acrididae. The coding region runs from base 1 to 1191 and encodes 396 amino acids. The transcript is spliced from 3 exons. The record is from RefSeq and is a predicted model, not a curated record.